Messenger RNA from Trichophyton benhamiae CBS 112371, 1044 nucleotides. RefSeq lists its product as uncharacterized. Bases 1 to 1044 code for a protein of 347 amino acids. The transcript has 2 exons. The record is from RefSeq and is a predicted model, not a curated record. Lineage: Eukaryota; Fungi; Ascomycota; Eurotiomycetes; Onygenales; Arthrodermataceae.
AUGGAUCUCAAGUUCACGAGCGACCAACUCCUUGCCAUACAACUCACUCUUGAGAACUCUGACAGGGUAAAGCGCUGGCUGCGCACUCUUCCAGCGAACCCGAUCUCCCCCGGCAAUGGAUCCAUCUCCCCGGACUUCGCCAAAGCGCACCUCAUGGACAGAUGUCGUCACCCAGACUGCGCCUUCCAGGUUCGAUUAAUAUCAGUUCACAACCAUACACACCACAAGGGGAUGCCUCUGGACCAACUAUACCCGGUAACUUGGACCUCAUCUGGUGGUAGCACGAGCACAGGAACCACUUUCUUGACCGCAAAAUCCCACCAAACAGCAUCAGAUGGGGGGGAAACCAAACCAGAAGAACCAAACGAACCAGAGGAAUUAAAAGAGCCACAAGAACUAGAGGAACUUGGAGCAUCGAUGAAACCAGAAGAGCUCGAGAAAACAAAGGAACCAGAUGGACUAGACGAACUGCCCGUGCCGGAAGAACUGGAGGAACUAGAUGAACUGAAACGACCAGAAGGUCCUGGAGGACAGGAGAAACAAACGCAGCCGGAGGAACGAGAGGAACACAAGAAGCUGGAGGAAGACGACGUACUAGAGGUACACAAUGUACCAGAGGAGGACGAUAAAUCGGGGGUACACAGCGAACUGGAGAAACACGAUGAACCGGAAGAACUGCCGCCACGAAAACAGGCGGGUGAACGACCAAGGGAAACAGAGGAGAUGGACUAUUUGGCGACGAGAGUGAAGGAGAGGAUGGAGAAGCCACGGAAGAAGCCACAGAGGAAGCCAGAGGCUCUACACACGCCUUUCGAGAUAAACCUGUACCAAGCAUCAUGGUUUCACAAACUCGACUUGUCCGAAGAGGGCUCUUUACUAGAUGAGGAAGAUCUAGACUUCCUUGCCUCGAAACCGUUCGAGGAAUCCACACGACGGCAGUUACAGCGGGGCCUUCAGCAGAUGUUCAAGCCGCCUUCACUACCCAUUCGGCCAAGACUAAGGAAAUGGAAGCAAGCGGUAAUAAAGCGGCUAGGUAAAGGAUAG